AUGGCACCGAAAAAAGAAGAAACUGCUGAAAACGCUCUCGCUCGAGCACGUGUCAAACGCGACAACGUUUUAAACUCCAUCAAAGGUAUUCACGUCACAGCUUUAGCCGCACGUUCUGAUGCCAAUCGAGUGCCGUCGUUAAUUAUUCACGCCGAAGAUUUAAAUCAAUAUGUCGAACAAUUUCAACGUCAACAAGACGUUAUAAUUAACGCGUUAUUCGAUCUUGACCGUGUGGCCGAGUUUGAUCAGGAUGAUCGUCCAAUGAUCGCAUCUAUGGAGACUAUGCGUCUCGAAAUUAAAACUGUCGUCGCGAGUGUGUCCGAAAUAAAAUCGUCGUCUUCGUCGUCCAUCACGUCCGCGCCUCAAUAA
Molecule: messenger RNA, 369 nt
Organism: Macrosiphum euphorbiae (potato aphid)
Lineage: Eukaryota; Metazoa; Arthropoda; Insecta; Hemiptera; Aphididae
Source: the annotation of a GenBank genome assembly